This is a messenger RNA of Chenopodium quinoa (quinoa), 1962 nucleotides long. RefSeq names its product major facilitator superfamily domain-containing protein 12-like. Gene Ontology annotation, cellular component: membrane. Gene Ontology annotation, molecular function: symporter activity. The coding region runs from base 326 to 1693 and encodes 455 amino acids. The transcript is spliced from 14 exons. NCBI's taxonomy places the organism in Eukaryota, Viridiplantae, Streptophyta, Magnoliopsida, Caryophyllales, Amaranthaceae. Gene Ontology annotation, biological process: carbohydrate transport. The record is from RefSeq and is a predicted model, not a curated record.
GUUUCUUAUUGGUUAAUGUUGCCGAACAAGUGCACACCCUUAAACUGUCAAAAAGUCACCGUCGUCUUCGUCAUCCACAAACCACGCAAUCCCUUCAUUCCUUAAACUUUACUACUCUUUCAUUUCUUUCCCAUUUCAUCAUCUCCACUUUCUGUGCUCACUUUUCCGGCGACGGAUUUUCCGACGUCGGCCUAUUUUGCGUAAUUCUUCAAUUGUCAUAAGGAUUGGUCCCAUUUGUUUCGUUGGAUAAAUUAAUUUCCUAAUAUUGCAGUCCACAAUUUUCAAGGGCAUUUGAAGUCCUACGUGAACUUUUACUCACGAAAGUAUGAUUGGUGAUGUGGAAGAUGAAGAAUAUUACAACAGGCCGCUUGGACGGUGGCCUGUUUUCGUCUAUGGUGUUGGCCACAUGCUCAAUGACAUUACAUCUGCCUGUUGGUUUACUUAUUUGUUGGUCUUCCUGACAGAUAUUGGACUUUCACCAGGGAAUGCUGCAAUUGUAAUGCUUAGUGGACAAGUGGCAGAUGGAUUCAUGACUGCAUUUUCUGGUGAACUGAUAGACCGGUUUGGACGCUUCAAAAUUUGGCAUGGCGCUGGAUCUCUGUUAGUUGCUGUUUCAUUUUCUUCUGUUUUUGGUGGUUGUAUACCAUGCAAAAUAUUUGGUACAGACUCAUCUGCUUUGGAGACAAUUGGGUACAGCAUUUUUGCGGCUAUCUUCAAUAUUGGUUGGGCCGCCACUCAAGUGUCACACAUGUCUAUGGUGAACUGUAUGACGCUGAAUCCGACGAGCAGAGUUGUGUUAGCCAGCUGUCGGAAUGCAUUUACUAUGAUUGCAAAUCUAAGCUUGUAUGCUGUGGCUUUUGUUGUCUUUGGUCUUGGUAAAUCAAGGACCCAUGAUGAGAUCGAAAGCCAGUAUCGUUGGAUUGCUUAUUCAUCAAUUUUUAUCGGAUGCUGCUUUGUCUGUAUCUUCCUCGUUGGAACUAAAGAGCCCAGGUUGAAAGAUGGCUUUCCAGGAAAAGUUUAUGCUAGAGUUGAAUGGACUUAUUGGUUCCAUAAAGUUCUGUACUACCAGGUUGCUCUUGUAUAUGUACUGACUAGACUGGUGACUAAUGUCUCACAGUCAUUUCUGGCCUUUUACGUCAUCAAUGACCUACAAAUGGCUCAAUCUUCAAAAGCUCUGGUGCCUGCUAUCAUAUACAUUUGCAGUUUUAUCAUCUCCAUUAUUCUACAGGAGAUGUCAUGGAAUGGCUACCGUCUGAAGACGUUCUUUUCUAUUGGAAGCGUUCUUUGGAUAUUUUGCGGUGUAGCAGUUUUGUUUCUGCCUCUGGGCUUGAGUGGUUUAAUGUAUAUCAUCUCUGUGAUUAUUGGCAUUGCAAAUGCCCUAAUGAUGGUCACUGGAAUAGGCAUGCAGAGUGUUCUUGUUGGACAAGAUCUUAAUGGAAGUGCUUUUGUCUAUGGAUCACUGAGUUUUAUGGACAAAAUGGGUUGUGGAAUUGUGUUAUACGUUUUGGAAUCAUAUCAUAGUAAUGUCUCCUCAAAUGUCGGAGAGCUUCAUUCGUCUGUACAUAGCUUCUCAGUUACACGGUAUGCAGUAGGUAUUGUUCCCGCGAUUUGUGCUCUUAUUGGUGUGGCAGUAACAUAUAGUAUGAAACUUGAAACUCCUCCAAAGCCAAUAACAGAGCCCCUUCUGGCUUAACACGGUGCAAGAAGGUGCAGCAUUGACACUGAAUUUAGAGAUAAUUAUGAAGCGAAAUAUUUUUUGACACUUGAAACCACGUCUCUUCUCAUGUACAGUAAAUGAUAAAUUAUUUUGUAGCGCUUAAUCACGUAAUUUAUAUGCAGCACUCUAAUUUCAAUUUGUAUACUUGAUAUGAACUUCUAUCGUUUGGUCUUAUUGUUAUGGCCAUUGGUUAUUUAAAAUUUUUGGUGCCUAUAUUCAGUAUGCUGUGACUAAUUGGUACUCCU